Molecule: messenger RNA, 2526 nt
Organism: Centropristis striata (black sea bass)
Lineage: Eukaryota; Metazoa; Chordata; Actinopteri; Perciformes; Serranidae
Gene: sgk3
Product: serum/glucocorticoid regulated kinase family member 3
Exons: 17
Coding region: 323-1804 (493 amino acids)
Biological process (GO): protein phosphorylation
Molecular function (GO): protein serine/threonine kinase activity; ATP binding; phosphatidylinositol binding
Source: RefSeq, a predicted model, not a curated record
AUUUCAUUGGAACUUUCUACGGUCAGGAAAGACUGAUGUUUCCUGCUUCUCUCGUCACUUGACAGACGCUUAUGGACAGCAAGAAAACACACAUAUUCAGUUUGAGGGUUUAGUGGCUCUUGUCCGAACCAAAACUGGCAAAAUGAUCGUUGUGUUGACAGUUUAAAUGCUGAAGAGCGAAAACUCCUCACUGGACCCACGGAAAUAGAUGAACACCGCAUCAGAAUACUGUAAGCAGCGACCUAGGAUGGGGAAGGGCCAGUUGUAUACUUGAAGUCUCAUCCUGAGGAGGACGCACUACUUUAUGACCUUGCAACUUUGAAUGCCGGCAGCCGCUAAGAUGGAGGAGCAACCCAGUCUCCCCAAUGUCAGCAUACCCUGCCACAACGAGCAGAGGGAAGGCAAGAGAAAGCGUUACACGGUUUACAAAGUGAUAGUCAAUGUUGGACAGCAGGAAUGGUUUGUCUUCAGGCGUUAUGCAGAGUUUGAUAAACUCUACAACACAUUAAGGAAACUGUUUCCUUCUAUGAACCUUAAAAUCCCUGCCAAGAGGAUAUUUGGGGACAAUUUUGAACCUGAGUUCAUCAAGCAAAGAAGAGCAGGGUUACAUGAGUUCAUCAAGCGAAUCGUCUCACAUCCUCAGCUUUGCAACAAUCCAGAUGUGAGGACCUUCCUACUGAUGGAUAAAAUGCAAAACUUUUCGGAUGCCUCAGAGGACGAAGACGACAAAAACAACUCUACCUCCAGAAACAUUAACCUGGGACCCUCUGGAAACCCACAUGCCAAGCCCACAGACUUUGACUUUCUAAAAGUCAUAGGGAAGGGGAGUUUUGGGAAGGUUUUUCUUGCAAAACGAAAACAUGAUGAAAAGUAUUAUGCAGUCAAGGUUUUACAGAAAAAGGUCAUUCUCAACAGAAAAGAGCAAAAACACAUCAUGGCAGAACGCAAUGUGUUGCUGAAGAAUGUGAAACACCCUUUCCUGGUCGGGCUUCAUUAUUCCUUCCAGACAACAGACAAGCUGUACUUCGUCUUGGAUUUUGUCAAUGGAGGAGAACUUUUCUUCCAUCUUCAAAAAGAGCGCACCUUUCCAGAGCCCAGAGCAAAAUUUUACAUUGCUGAAAUGGCCAGUGCACUGGGAUAUCUGCACUCUCUCAACAUUGUUUACAGAGACUUGAAGCCAGAAAACAUCCUCCUUGACCACGAAGGGCAUAUCAUUUUGACGGACUUUGGAUUGUGCAAGGAAGGCAUUUCCCAGACCGAUACAACUACUACAUUUUGUGGAACACCUGAGUACUUAGCUCCAGAAGUCCUGAGAAAGCAGCCAUAUGAUAAUACAGUGGACUGGUGGUGUCUGGGGUCAGUGCUGUAUGAAAUGCUCUUCGGCCUGCCGCCGUUCUACAGCAGAGACACUCAUGAAAUGUAUGACAACAUCCUCCACAAGCCGCUGGUGAUGCGUGCUGGUGCGUCCAGCACAGCCUGGUCUCUCCUCCAGGGCUUGCUGGAGAAAGACGGCAGAUACAGGCUGGGCUCUAGGGAUGACUUUAACGAGAUCAAAGUGCACAACUUCUUCUCAUCCAUUAACUGGGAUGACCUCGAACAGAAGAAGAUCCCUACCCCAUUUACGCCGAAUGUGAGCUCUUUCUGUGACAUCUCAAACUUCGAUCCUGAGUUCACAGAAGAGAUGGUCCCAAACUCCGUCUGCUGGUCUCAGGACCAUUCCAUAGUCAACGCCAGUGUAAUGGAGGCUGACGAUGCCUUUGUGGGCUUCUCUUACGCCCCAGCUUCCGAUGACUCUUUCCUAUGAAACAUUCCCGACCAGGUCUUGGAUUGCCUUAACAACCAUCAUAACUUCUUUUGACUAAAGGGAAGAAUUUAAAGCAUGGAUUAACUUGUUCUAUGAUGCCAAAGCAAGAAGCUGAGAAGAAACAGCACUUAAAGCAGAUUUUGGUGGGAACAAAGUGUGCCAGAAAGUUCUAUAUAUAUAUAUAUAAAACAGAUGAUAUUUUUUAAGAAUUAAGGACAGUCAUCCUCUGUUAAUGUUAUUUCUGGUGGUUUCUAAAACGAACCUUUAUAAAGCCUUAAAUUUGUCCCUUGAAUGAAAUCAAUAAGCAGUUUUCUGAAAGCUUGAACAAUUCACUGGACUUGAAAUCACACCAUUUGACUGUCAGAUGAAAGUGCGUUUGUCCAUGUAAUUACUGUAAAAUACAUUUGUAUGUAUCAUUCAUUUUAACUCAGCUGGAAAUAGGGAUUACUUGAGAGACCACUGAAUAAAGCGUAUUGGUUUAUAGGUCACAUUAAAAAAAGGUCUUCUGCUUCUUCAGUUGCCUUUCAGUUUGUCUUUAAAUAUUGAGUGCAUUUGUUUUUUGUUUUUUUAUUGGAUUGUUUCUGUUUAUUUUUUUGCUAUUCUUCGCCAUAACUCAUUUAUUCAUAACUAUAGAAAUUAGAAAUCCACAAUGCUUUGCUUUGCCUGGCAAUUAAAUAGGCUUUUUCUUAUGCACAGUAAUAAAAUAUUUUAAAAGAAAAGUA